Molecule: messenger RNA, 1862 nt
Organism: Brassica oleracea var. oleracea
Lineage: Eukaryota; Viridiplantae; Streptophyta; Magnoliopsida; Brassicales; Brassicaceae
Product: protein NRT1/ PTR FAMILY 5.12-like
Exons: 4
Coding region: 42-1706 (554 amino acids)
Biological process (GO): transmembrane transport; dipeptide transport
Cellular component (GO): membrane
Molecular function (GO): dipeptide transmembrane transporter activity; tripeptide transmembrane transporter activity
Source: RefSeq, a predicted model, not a curated record
UUCAACUUUUCAGAUAACUCUGAAACAAUAAACAAGAGACAAUGUCGAUCUCUAACGCUGAUAGUGAGACCGGAACUACACUUUCGUAUGGUGUUGUCGAGGGCUCCGUUGACUUCCGAGGCAAGCCAUCCCUCAGGUUCUCUUCCGGUGGCUGGAGAUCCUCUGGCUUCAUCAUUGGAGCGGAAGUGUCGGAGAAGUUCGCCUACUUUGGAGUAGCCUCGAAUCUGAUAACCUACUUCACGGCGCAGUUAGGGGAGUCAACGGCGGCUGCAGCCUCAAACGUCAACCUAUGGCUCGGGACGGCAGCUUUCUUGCCACUGAUCUGGGGCUCUAUAGCGGACUCAUUUCUUGGUCGUUUCCGUACCAUCCUCUUCACGUCCUCGCUCUAUAUCUUGGGACUUGGGCUGCUUACGUUUUCAGCAACGAUUCCGUCUGCAUGCAAAGAUCAAGAAACACUCGUCUCGUGCGUUUCUCAGUUUAAAGUGACAAUAUUCUUUUGUGCUCUCUAUCUAAUAGCACUAGGCGAAGGAGGCUUCAAGGCAUGUCUUAGAGCUUUCGGAGCAGAUCAGUUUGAUGAACAAGAUCCUAUAGAGUCCAAAGCCAAGAGCUCAUUCUUUAACUGGUUGUAUUUUGCGAUAUCAUUUGGUAUAUUGGCCACUAGGUUGGUCUCUAAUUAUGUCCAAGAGAAUCUGAGUUGGGCUUUAGGGUUUGGGAUUCCAUGUGUUUCCAUGAUGAUUUCUCUGUUCUUCUUUUUACUUGGGACCAACACUUAUCGCUUCAGCACUGGAGGAGAAGUAAGACAAGGACGAAAGCAUAAUAACCCUUUUGUAAGAAUUGGCCGUGUUUUUGUUGCUGCUGCGAAAAAUCGACGAGAGACUUCGUCAGAAACCCUCCUCUUUCCUCACGAAAGUUCGAAGCAAUACAGAUUCCUCGACAGGGCGGCGAUUUCAUGUGAUUCAGCUGAAGUUGAAGAAGCAAAAUCUGUGUUAAGUCUUGUUCCAGUUUGGAUGUGUUGUUUAGUAUUUGGCAUUGUUUAUGCGCAAUCCUCUACUUUCUUUACAAAGCAAGGAGCCACAAUGGACAGAUCAAUCUCAUCAACAUUCUCAGUCCCUGCAGCGACACUCCAAGGUUUCAUAAGCGUAUCAAUCCUUGUUUUCAUCCCAAUCUACGACCGUGUACUCGUCCCAAUCGCAAGAUCAAUCACUCAUAAACCAGCAGGAAUCACAACCCUUCAAAGGAUCACCACAGGCAUUUUCCUCUCUAUUCUUUCAAUGGUAAUAGCUGCUUUGGUCGAGAUGAAAAGACUCAAGACCGCUCGCGAUCACGGGCUUGUUGAUUCCCCUAAUGCCACGGUUCCAAUGAGUGUUUGCUGGCUAAUUCCACAGUACGUUCUCUAUGGAGUCUCUGAUGUUUUCACUAUGGUUGGCUUACAAGAGUUCUUCUACGGACAAAUCCCGGUCGAGCUAAGGAGCUUGGGAUUAUCUAUGUACCUUAGCGUAAUCGGCAUAGGCAACUACUUGAGUAGCUUCAUGGUAUCAGUCAUUGAGAAAACAACGAGCCAGCCAGGUCAAGCGAGUUGGUUCGAUAAUAACCUGAACCAGGCACAUCUUGAUUACUUCUAUUGGCUACUUGCUUGUCUCAGCUCCAUUUCAUUCGUUUCUUUGGUCUAUUUUGCUAAGUCGUACGUCUACAACAGCCCAAAGUAAACUCUUUCAAGAUCUUGAGGAAUAAUGUCGAGUGACUUUAAAUAAAAAAUGAAUUAAAAAAGUAAAAGUAGAAGAUAAAACUAGAGUUUGAUCCGUGUCAGAUAUUUUUCACUUUUAUACCGAUCAAAAUUUGAUUUUUUGUCAACUUUAUUUUUU